AUGGAAGUCAACGUAUCAUGUUAUUGUAUAUGGCCAGAGGAAAAGGAAAAUGGACUUACUAAUGGUAUCCAUACCAGAAGUAACUGCCUAGCUCGUCAUACAGUGUCUAGUGGCUGGUCCAAUCGUAAUUUAUUAGCCUUUUCUGCUUCCAGCAAGUCCAAGUUGGAAGAUUCAAUCAAUUCCGACUUUGUUUCUGAACAUGUAUCGGAGAUAAUUCAACUUGCCUGGGAUUCUCAUGGUACUCGAUUAUUAUCUGCUGAUAGCAAUGGAAUAAUUAAAACUUGGCAAAUGCAAGAUAACUUUAUAAAUCAGUGGAAAUGUACUUCCUCUAAUGAUCUUGGAGAAGGUGAACAUGUACGAGCUGUUCGCUGGUUAGAUACCUCAGCUAAGGAGCAUUACAUUGAUAGCAAGUGUAAAGAUAAAGAAUCCUUUUUUGAGAAAUUUCCGUAUGCAGUUAAGAAGACUCCAUUCGUCCGAUAUGGAGGUCGUCCAACGCAAGCCUGGAUUGCAAUUACUGCAACUGGAAUGAUUUACGUCACAGUGCUUGAUCCAGUUACUAGAGGUAAACUCCGACUAGAUUUACCUAGUGGCUAUCGUCUUUGUAUUAGCAGUGCUGAUGUAACGUAUAAUUAUCAGGAUUCUUUCGUAGACCAAGUCAGAUUUCUACCGCAAGAUGCAAAAUCAGCGCCUGCUCUACUGGUUUUAUCAUCAGGCUAUUCGCAAAGUACCAUACAGUUAUUUACCUUAACUACGGAACCAGUAUUAAUCCACAGCGCAUUUAAUAACCCUAACCUUGCUGAACGUGAUAUUCCAGUCGAGGAGAUCUGGUCCUGCGCUGCUAUAUAUCCUUGCGGUGAAAAAGUUAGCUGCUUUUCAUUUUCUACAUUUCCAAUUGCUCCCUCAUCCGGUGACGCAGAUUAUAGUAAGAACGCUAACUCGCAUAUAAUGUUGGCUUGUCAGAAAGGAAACUUGAUUUUACUGAAUCGAAGCUCUUUAAGUAUUGCAGCGUGUUGUAAUACCCCAUUUGGAGCUGUUGAUGAUCCUUUGGAUUGGGCAUUCGGAUCUGACCGAACUGUAAAAAGUAUCAGUUUCUCUCCCUGUGGUUUGUGUACUGCUGUAAUAAAUGGUAGAGGAGACGUUGCAAUUUGCAGAAUUCGCUUGUCGUCUUCGUUUGACAAUUCAGGUAGUGAAUGCUUUAGCUGCUAUGUCACAUUGUUAGAAUACUGUCUUACUACUGGUAUAGAGUAUUGGGAUAUCUUACAUUCUAUUUCUGCAACCUUUGGUCCUAGCAUUGAUGUAGUAUCCAAAAUGAUAGCUUAUAUCAAGAAUGAUCUUUCUAAGCAAGCUCAGCCACUUCGAGAAUCACUUCAGUUGCGUUUUGCAGUAAUGUGUGCAGCACUAUACCGCUAUGGAUCGGAUGAACAUGGCCGUUUCGUCGAUCAACGAUGUCGUAUAAUUUUAUACUGUAUAUGCAAAUUUUUACACUUCGAAAUACUGCAUAAGUACCAGUCUAAGAAUACUGAAAGUAACCCUAUCUUAAAACUAGAAGACGCUUGCAACAGUGACACUGAUGGAAAUUUAGCAGCUACAGUGUCACGAUUAGAAGCUACCGAAUAUGUACUUAAUCCUGGCGUUAUCCAUCACGUCCGAGCAAUGAUUGAUUGGAUUGGAAACUACGCUUUAUUAUUAGCUGCUACCGUAUCCGCACGGGAAAUUAUACAGGAGGCUUAUGGAGUAACAGACAUGGAAGUCGUGCGCAACUUGCGCAUGUUGCUAUUACUAGUAAGUACCUGGGGACAGGGGAAUGCGGCCUUUUAUCCACGAUUUUAUCCUCAAUCAGAUCCGGUGCCAAGUUUAUCUACAAUUUAUCGAAUAUUAACCAAAGUCUGGAUGUGUUACAAGAAUGAUAACAAGUUGGAUAGUAUCAUCCAAUAUUUAUCAGAUAAGGAUCAACUGCCAUCAUUGCAGUCACUUAUGGACACUAGAGGAGCUUUCUUAUGUAUUUCUGAUAGGUUACUUUUGGGUCCAAAUAUCGCUUUCUUCCGUUUUGGAGAAAAUCCAUCCACUGAACCUAACAUGCGCUAUGAUGUUAUCAGAUUGAUGGCAAUCAAUCCAUUUUAUAACGAGAACUUAAGGCAGUGUGUCAGGUGCGGUGGCUUAAGCAUGAUAACUAUGAAUUCUUCCAUUGACGAUAACUACAAUUGGAAUAGUAGAUGGAUUGCGAAGUGUAUUUGUGGUGGAUCAUGGUUUAAGUUAUAG
Molecule: messenger RNA, 2259 nt
Organism: Trichoplax adhaerens
Lineage: Eukaryota; Metazoa; Placozoa; Uniplacotomia; Trichoplacea; Trichoplacidae
Exons: 19
Coding region: 1-2259 (752 amino acids)
Biological process (GO): positive regulation of DNA-templated transcription
Cellular component (GO): mediator complex
Molecular function (GO): protein binding
Source: RefSeq, a predicted model, not a curated record